Molecule: messenger RNA, 450 nt
Organism: Perkinsus marinus ATCC 50983
Lineage: Eukaryota; Perkinsozoa; Perkinsida; Perkinsidae
Product: DNA-directed RNA polymerase II, putative
Exons: 5
Coding region: 1-450 (149 amino acids)
Biological process (GO): positive regulation of translational initiation; DNA-templated transcription; positive regulation of nuclear-transcribed mRNA poly(A) tail shortening
Cellular component (GO): P-body; RNA polymerase II, core complex
Molecular function (GO): single-stranded DNA binding; single-stranded RNA binding; translation initiation factor binding
Source: RefSeq, a predicted model, not a curated record
AUGUAUUUCGUGUUAACUGAUAAUAAGACAGUGGCUAUGAAGCCUAGUGACCUUGGUCCUAUGUUUGAUAUUAGAUUGGAUACACAACUACGAGUAGAAUUGGAAGGGAAUUUAUCAAAGAAUCAUGAUGGUACAAUAGUACAUAUAAUAAAUAUAGUAGAUAAAUCAAAACCUAAAAUACAAGAUGGUACUGGUAUGGCAUUAGUUAAUGUUGUAUUUCAAGGUAUAAUAUUUAGACCGUUUAAAAAUGAGGUAAUGGAUUGUUGGGUAAGUGAAGUUAGUAAACUUGGAUUCUUUGCAUACUUCGGCCCAAUGAAAGUAUUUGUAUCAAGGAGUAGUAUGCCUGAUGAUGUUAUCUUCCGUGAAACCGCUACUCCUGUAUGUUAUAGUGAUGCUGAUCAAACAGUCGUUAUACAACAAGACUCUGAGUAUUGCCCCUACAUUACCUAA